AUGCCACCAACUGAAGCAGUCGAACUCCAUGCAAAUGUCGUCCAGGAGGUGCUUUUUGCUCCUCUCCCUUGUUCGUUCUCCGUAAUGCCAAUUUUUCAGGUGCGCUCGCAAGUGGCCGAUAUCCUCCAUCCCCGCUAUGAUACUCACUUCAACAUCCUUCGGUGGUUGCAGUCUUGCGAUUUUAAUGUCCAGAAAUCAGUUCACAACCUUCGAAAACAUCUGAAAUGGAGACGCGAACGACAUCUGGACGAGGAUGGUCGUGGUCUUCAGAGUUGUGCAGUGACAGCUGAAUACGCCCCAGUUUCGAUUAUCGGACCAAACCGGAAGAACGGAGAUCGGCUGAUUGUCGUUGAUCAGAGCGGUCGGAUCGAUAUCGGUGGAGUGAUGAAGUCGAUUCAACCGACCGAAUAUUUGCAUCAGUUGUUCCGCAACUUCGAAAAGAUACUCGCACUCUUGAAUGAGAUGGAAGCGAACACGGGCGUCCAGUGCUCGGUAUACUAUGUAUUUGAUCUCGACGGGCUCAAAUUUGAUCCCUCUCUUCUAGGAAUCAUCAGUGGUAUGUCAAUAGGUCCUUUCCGGGUCUCGUGGCAAUUGAUAGGCCAACAUUAUCGAGAGUUCAUCAAUCGUUUUGUCGUCAUUAAUACCCCUAGCUACAUUAAUGUACUUUGGUAG
Ostertagia ostertagi is the source of this 672-nucleotide messenger RNA. NCBI's taxonomy places the organism in Eukaryota, Metazoa, Nematoda, Chromadorea, Rhabditida, Trichostrongylidae. The record is from the annotation of a GenBank genome assembly.